AUGGAGUCCGGUAAUAGUAGUAGCAUGCAAUCUUCAAGCGGCGGCGGAGGAGGAGGAGAAGAAGAGUAUGAUUCACGCGCCGCUGAUCAGUCCAUCUCCGCCUUCUUCGACCACCAUAACCACCACGUGUCAUCUCUACCUCAACCGCAACAAAACCACCUCAACCUCUUCCACUUCGACCACAGCAGCAACAACUCUCUAUUACCACCAAACUACUUCAACAACAACAUGACCAACACAUUCUUACCCGUAAACCAACAACCGGACCCGAUUUCUCACCCCGACCUUCGAACCUUCUCUGCCACGUCAUCACUCCCUCCUCCUAACAACAUAGGAGUAACCAAGAAAGCCAAGAAAAGAUCUCGAGCAUCAAGAAGAGCACCAACGACGGUUCUAACGACGGACACAUCGAAUUUCCGAGCGAUGGUUCAAGAGUUUACCGGAAUUCCAUCUCCGCCGCUAUUCAACAACAACUCUGUCGUGAACACCACGCGCCUGAACACAUUCCUCGGCUUGUCUUCUUCCCCAAACUCUUACAAUAACAACAGUCUCUUGUUACGACCUUUUGCUCAGAAACUCCUCCCAACGUCUUCUCUCCUAUCCGGAUCACAGAUUCAGCAAUUUCAAAACCCUAAUAAUAGUUUUGAGAAUAUGAAUUUACAGUCUCUUCUUCAGUCUCAGAUUUCAAACCCUAGAAGUAAUGAGCACGAUCAGUUUGGUCUUGGUAUGUUGCAGAGUCAAUCUACUACUCUGACGACGACGACAACGGUGGCAGCUAACGGGAACAUUACCACUGGUGAAAAUGGAAAUUACGGUGGUUCCGAACAUGAUCAUAAUAAUGACGGUACUUGGUUAUGUUCAGCUCCCGACCAAAGAACUUAA
Molecule: messenger RNA, 882 nt
Organism: Thlaspi arvense
Lineage: Eukaryota; Viridiplantae; Streptophyta; Magnoliopsida; Brassicales; Brassicaceae
Source: the annotation of a GenBank genome assembly